UGGCGGCUAACCCAAUGCGCAUGGUCAGUGCGAUGUGAAUGGUCACCCCCUCCCCACUCUAAUGUAAGAUGGUGGCUGGAAGCUGCUGUUGAAACACACAGAGAGACUGAAAGGCAGAGACAAGUCAUAGACUCAACAAAACAAAUCAAAACAGAGAGAGAGAGAAAAAAACAGUAACAAACAGAAAGAACUAAGGUGCCUGUCUACACAAAUCGUGGCAGUUCAGAAAGAUUAUCAAUCCCCGCCCCAUUUGGUGUGACUAUCCCUUGGAGGAGUCCCAGAGCAAUAAAAAGAGACAGGCCCAGCAUUCAGCUCUGCUCUGAUCUCCUGUGUUUGGAAAUCUGAAAGCCGUGUCCCACCAUGUCGCACAGCCCUGAGGUGAAGGAGGACCCUGUGGAGUGCCCGCUCUGUAUGGAGCCCCUAGAGAUCGACGACAUCAACUUCUUCCCCUGCACCUGCGGCUACCAGAUCUGCCGUUUCUGCUGGCACCGCAUCCGCACAGAUGAGAACGGGCUCUGCCCAGCCUGUAGAAAGCCUUACCCCGAAGACCCGGCAGUGUACAAACCCCUUUCACAGGAGGAGCUGCAGAGGAUAAAGAACGAGAAGAAACAGAAGCAGAACGAGCGCAAACAGAAGAUCUCAGAGAACCGGAAGCACCUCGCCAGCGUGAGGGUGGUGCAGAGGAACCUGGUCUUUGUGGUGGGGCUGUCGCAACGGCUUGCCGACCCAGAGGUUUUAAAACGGCCAGAAUAUUUUGGGAAGUUUGGGAAAAUACACAAAGUAGUCAUCAAUAACAGCACGUCGUAUGCAGGUUCACAGGGUCCCAGUGCCAGUGCGUAUGUUACCUAUAUUCGAUCUGAAGAUGCCCUCAGGGCUAUACAAUGUGUCAACAAUGUAGUAGUAGAUGGUAGAACACUUAAGGCUUCUUUAGGUACAACUAAAUACUGCAGCUACUUUCUAAAAAGCAUGCAGUGCCCUAAACCAGACUGCAUGUAUCUUCAUGAGCUGGGCGAUGAAGCAGCCAGUUUCACUAAAGAGGAGAUGCAGGCUGGUAAGCAUCAGGAAUACGAACAAAAGCUGCUGCAAGAGCUCUAUAAGUUGAACCCCAAUUUCUUACAACCUUCUGUAGGGGGAGGGGAGAAGUCGAAGGGCAAAGCCAGUGCACUGCAGAGGCCCAAUAGUAAUAACAAAGACGCCUGGCCAUCAUUACAGAGCUCUAGUAAAGCAGCAAACGGUCUGCUGAACGAACACCGGAAAACACCCCCUCUCCUCGAUAAUGGUUCUGAUCAAGAACACAUGACGCCAGAUGGGCCAGACUCAGAGUUGGGGCAAAUAGCAACCAUUUCCCCCUUCACAACGCCUUGCGACCCUUCAAGCCCAAUUGACAAACCUCCAGAAUCCAUCAGUUUAGGCAACGGUGAAAGUUUACAACAGAUCCCCAGCUAUGACUCGCCAUCGCCACCUCCUGGUCUCUUAAAACCCAGUCUGGUGAUUCCCAUUAGCGCAUCCAAUCACAGUGCACGGUCUCCGUUUGAGGGGGCUGCGGCAGAGUCACAGUCCCUUUUCUCAGACAACAGUAACUUUCGACACCCCAACCCCAUCCCCAGCGGCCUGGCCCCCUUCCCUAGCUCUCCACAGAACAACACAGACUGGCCCACGGCACCGGAACCACAGAGCCUCUUCACAUCAGAAACUAUACCAGUAUCAUCCUCUACAGACUGGCAAGCAGCUUUUGGUUUUGGUUCCUCGAAACAUCAAGAGGACGACCUCGGGUUUGACCCCUUUGACAUCACCCGCAAGGCACUGGCGGACCUUAUCGAGAAGGAACUGUCUGUCCAGGACCAGUCGCCUCUCUCCCCAGGCUCCUUACACAAUUCUCUGCACGGCCCCUCAGUCAAUGGGCCGGGAGCUGGCUUCAUGCAUAGCAUCGCCACACCUUCUAACGCCAACUUUCCGAACUCAGUACUGCCUCAGCGGUUCCCUCAGUUCCAGCACAGGGCGGUCUACAACUCAUUCAGCUUCCCUGGCCAGCCCGCCCGCUACCCCUGGAUGGGGGUCCCACGCAAUAAUAUCAUGCACUUGAACCACACAGCAAACCCCACCUCAAAUAGUCAUUUCUUGGACUUGAGUUUACUACCACAGCACAGUCCGGGCUUAGGAGGGAUCUCAAUCACAGAAAAUAACAGUUCUGUAGAAAGUUUAAACGUGAAAGAGUGGCAGGACGGCCUGAGAGCUCUCUUACCGAACAUCAACAUCAACUUUGGGGGGCUGCCAAACUCUUCUUCCUCCUCCUCCUCCUCUUCCUCUUCCUCCUCCUCCAGUGUCAACCACACAGGGGCGCCAGCGAGCUCAGGGGGCAUCUCACACAGCCUGAGUUGGGACGGGUUGGGCAGCUGGAUGGACCCCGCCAUCAUCACAGGUAUACCUUCCUCUUCAGGAAACGGUGUGGACUCUCUCCAAGAUGACAAUCCCCCUCAUUGGCUCAAAUCUCUGCAGGCCCUCACAGAGAUGGACGGUCCAAGCACAACAGUGCCCUUGCAGCCCCCUCACAGUACCCCCUUCAGCACACAGAUCCCACUCCACAGAGCAGGCUGGGCCCCUUACACACCUCCCUCCAACCCCACCAGCUUCCACUCUCCACCUCCUGGCUUCCAGACAGCCUUCAGAAACCCCAGUCAGACCCCCACAGACCUGAUACAGAGCGCAGCCAUGGACCGUCAUUAGAAAUUUCAAAAAACAAAAUCAGCAGAGAUACAAACAAAACUAUUAACAAAUACUUAUAACAGUAUCUUUUCUUUCAUUUUCUUCCAUCCUUUAUGUUUUUUUUGUGCCCCCCCUCCCCCCCUCCCCCCCUCUUCGGAUCAUGCACAAAUUGUAAAGCAAUGUGAUCACUGGUUCUUGGUAGAUCAAGCAGAAGUUAACUGAACAGGGAUCAGGGUUAAGUAAUAUGAGGUUGAGACUUUAAAAGCUAACCAAAAAAAAAAAAACCCUCCUUAAAGAUUAUAAAAAUUCUGUGUAUGAAGAAAUCCCUUACAGGGGGCUUUUUGCAGUCCUUUGCUAUGAUAAAGCUUUUUAAAGCUGUAAAAAGGGCGUGUCUCCUGCAGAAUGUUCUGGGGCAUAAAGGGUAAGCUGAGAUAACACACAGUUAAACAAUGACAGUACAAGUCUGAUAUUAAAUAUUGUUUAAGCCUGGGUGUUUUUGUCUGCUAAGAUCCUCAAUGCAAAUUAUUAUAAGUAGAGCAGCAGUCUGGCCUAUAGGAAUCCCUGAUUUCUAUUAUCAUUAUUUUUUUUUUAUUCGAUUUUCGAAAAAUGAUGGAAUGAUAAGCUGAAAAAGCUUUGUGGUUAUUUUUUUGGCUGUUCCAGUACGAGUUUGGCAUGCAACACUGAUUUAAAUGAAAUUUGAUUAUUUAAGGGCAUGUAGUUGGAGUGAUUUGCAAAAAAAGAGAAAGGAACAGGAAAUUAGAUUUUAUUUUAAUUUCGACUUUAGCUAAAACAAGAAAAAAAGACAUUUUCUAGAAUAAAACAAUGUUUUAAAGAAAAAGGCUGUUCAGAUAACAACUGGGCACAUAGGAGAAAUAAUAAAAAUGUCUCUGUCUCUGUCAGUGUCGCUUAUUCAAGUUGCUGGAGUUGUGCAUUCUGGGAUUUUGGGAGGGGCUCACAUCAUCCACCAGAAGCGCAAGCUUUUAUCAACACCAGAGCUUUUUUUUUUUUAAUUGGUCUCCUUAAUUCCUCCUUGUUGACUGCUUAGGUUCCUGUCAACUGUUCAGUAUUCAUAAAAAACGGAAGCAGAUAACCAUGGGUAUAACCUGAUGCUAAAAAAAAAGAGUUAGAAAUCAAGAACUAAAGGAAAUGUACCUCUCUCUCUGCAGAUCUGGAACUAAAAUCUUAAAUAAAAGAUAAAACUUGA
Molecule: messenger RNA, 3907 nt
Organism: Acipenser ruthenus (sterlet)
Lineage: Eukaryota; Metazoa; Chordata; Actinopteri; Acipenseriformes; Acipenseridae
Product: CCR4-NOT transcription complex subunit 4-like
Exons: 13
Coding region: 361-2724 (787 amino acids)
Biological process (GO): protein ubiquitination
Cellular component (GO): CCR4-NOT complex
Molecular function (GO): RNA binding; ubiquitin-protein transferase activity; metal ion binding
Source: RefSeq, a predicted model, not a curated record